UUGCAGUUGCUUGUGUAGUAAGCGGAAUUAAGAAAGUGAGAUGUUAUUAUUGAGUUGUACAUAGUGAGUAUGAUGUAUAUGGGAUUUAAUUAUUGGGUUCUAAAUUUGUUGUACGUCUGUUACACUAUGAUAAGAAAGACUAUCGUCGUUUGUGCAAGCUGAAGACUUUAAAGUACAUUUGUCUUGUGCAAAAACCUUAUCAAGAAGAAAGAGGGGAUGUAUUUGACGUACCGUAUUCCCCUCAAACGGCAAGAAUUAAGGGACACGUGCGUGCCAUUUGGUAGUGAGUGACAUAAAUGCGCUCGGCUAUCAGUGUUAUUUUGUCGAGUCCGGUACCCGACAAUAAGAUGUCUCAUCCUGAUUACGAGCAAACUGCUCAUGAUCACGCGGCAUUACUCCUGCUUUUAAGACCCAUUGGUACACAAAUUAAACAAAAAACUGUUACCAGGUUAUGCGAACGAAUAAUUAAAGCAGGUAGCAGAUUUACUGUCACUGAUUCUACCGGCGGAACACGUGAAAUCCUUGCUAGAUUUGUUAGAGAACAUCCCGUCGAAAAUAAUGAUUGGGGAGAUUUUCAAACGCACAGAAAACUGUUGGGGUUAAUUACAUUUGGCAAAUAUGACAACCAAGCAGAACUCAAUGAACUCUGUAGAGUUCAUGUAACUUUAAAAGGAAAGUAUAGCGCAACGCUGUACGAUUCGCGUGCUAUAUUUUUUGGUCCAACGGAAACAAACAAUCUGCAUGAACCACCGUCGUCGUUUAGUACACCAUCAAAUUUUAAAACUUGCGCUGUGUUUUAUACCGAUGAGACCUGCCCCGAUCUUGAAGUUCACAUUAUGGAGUGCCUGAAUUCUCUGUUUUGGAUCUUGGAAUCCAAGAGAUUAGAAAGAUCCAAAGAAAAAAUAGAUAGGGUUUCACUUUUGUUAGCACCUUUUGAAAAGAAAGAUUUUAUAGGACUGGAUCUUGAGUCCAGAAAUAAUAGAAAAAGAUGUGUAGGUCGCAUGACGAAACAUUUAGGUGAUUUGUGUCUUCAAGCUGGACUUCCAGCGGAUGCUUUAAGUAAUUAUAAUUCAGCAGCUAGUGUAUUACAAGCAGUGAAUGAUUGGCUAUGGCUAGGAGCAGCGUUCGAAGGUUUAUGCGCUGCGUCUGCUCUAGUGUUAUAUCCAAAUAUGUGUAGAAGUCUUCCAUUACAAAGAAACUCUUCCCUUCAAGAAGGAAGUCCAGGUAAGCAGAGACGAGGUUCACAAGCUAUUACAACUUUACCAUCACCACCUGCUGUAGACGUAGUAAAAAGCAGUAUGCCACACAUUUUAUUACCUGAAGAGAUAUCAAAGAAAUAUCGUGAGGCGAUAGUUCAUUAUAGUAAAUAUCAAUAUGCUGGAAUAAUCGAGACAGAAGCUAGCUUUAAAGCUACAAGAAUUUCUAUAGAGCAAAAUUGCACUUUGCAAGCUGCUUCUUAUUUAAAUAAUGUUAUACUUAUAAAUUUAUUAUUAAGCGAACAAGAGAAAAUCGAUCGAUUUACUACAUUGUCAGAUUUAUACACAAGCUUUGGUUUCAUAAGGAAAUCAUCAUUUUGUUUAAGAUUAGCUGCAACAAGACACGUAUCUCAAAAUAAUCCUAAUCCAGAUUGGCAACAGUGCUAUAACUUAAUGCUACAAGCCACACCUGGAUUUAAACUGUCUUUAGAUCCUGUCGAUAUGACUCCCGAUACGCAUAGAGGUUGGCCAGUUAUUCAGAUUCAAGUGAUAAAUGAUCUUGUUGCUGCCGCUAAUCGUAUGGGUAAUCCAGCACUUGCAACUAGGCAUAUGACAUUUUUGCUUCAAACAAUGUACAACUAUUUGACCCCUAUCGAGCGCAAAGACACCGCUUUGCAACUACAAAGCGUAUCUCAACAAUGCGAAGGUGCUCCUGUACCACUCGUUCUAGAUUCGGGAACAGUUAUACCACCUGCUAAUUUAACGAAUAUUCCAAAAACAAAAUCAUUCGUAUUGAAAAAUAUGCAAUCGCACCUUCAGCCUCAAAAGAUUGAAAGAGUCAAAGAAGACCAUGGUCCUUUCUUAUUUACGCCGAUUAAUUUUGGCUCAUUGGAGAGAAAGAAUACAUCUAAAAGUAAAGUUGAUUACUUGUGGGUAGAGGGUGACAUUUGUGAAGUAUCGAUGCAGCUCAUUAAUCCCUUACCAUUUGAACUUAAUGUGUCCAAUAUGAGACUUCUUACAAAUGGAGUAGUAUUCGAAUCAAUCCCAGAAAGUAUUAUACUUCCUGCAGAGUCAGGACCAAUUGCAGUAACAUUAGCAGGCAGGCCUAAAGAAAUUGGAGACUUGGAAAUACUUGGUUUUAGUACACAUACAUUAGGAGUAAAAUCUAACUGCAGAUUAAGGUACAUGGAAGGAAUGGUUCAUCCCCAAUAUACUGUUGAAGUAGUUCCAGCUUUGCCAAGGAUAGAAGUGGCUACAAGUUUACCUCAGACUGCAAGUUUUAGUUCUGGAGAUAAUAUAGUAACUAGUGCAAGUAUAUCACUGUAUGGUGGUGAAAGCGCUGAAUGUACUGUAACUAUUAAAAACUCUGGCCAAGUUCCUAUUGAAACGAUUGAGUUGUCAGUACAAUCUACACUAGAUGCGAUAACUGAACACAAAAUAUUCAAUUGGAACGAUGAAAAUUUAAUGACACAAUUACCAUUGCAGCCUGGUGUCAGUGCAAGUCUUACCUUAUAUUUGUACGCGACCACAGAUUUUAUUGCACCUAUAUCCCGGAACGAUAUUACUAGCAGUACAUAUCUCAGUCAACCAAGCAGUUUAAUGUCCCAUUCGGGGCAUAGUUCGUUACCAUCUAGAUUAAGUUCUCCGUCGCAUACAAAACGACAAUCUGAGUUAACUUCCUCGUUCAGAUCAGGUUUAAGUUCUCAUUCUGGCAACUCUUCCAUGGUUAGUUCGCGUUUAUCAAAGCUUGCUGUUCCACUACACGCUUCAAAUGUUAUCGAGGGCCAAUUAAAAAUAAAGUACUCAGGUGGUGCUGGUUUAACGGCAGGUUAUUGUCGUACUUCGUCAGUAUUUGUAACCAUCGAAAUGUUACCCAGCGUACAAAUUACGAAUUGGGAUGUGCUUCCAGCAGAAACACCAUCGCAGUUUUAUCUCGUAUUAGACUUAACGAAUAUGACCAAUCAUGAAAUGGAAUUGCAUUAUACGCAAACUAAAUGUAUAUAUAUGGAGGGUAAAGAGUCUUGUAGAAUUCCCGUACCAGUUGAUCGAUGCCCGCUUCAUAAAUUAUCUACGUUAAAUGGAGUUGGUGAUAUUGGAGAACUUCAAAAAAUUUGUUCUGAGCAUAUUGCCUCCUUGGUUGAUUUACGAUGGCAAUUACUAGGUACAGAUUCGACUGGGAAAGCAAUACUUUCUGGCAUUACUCUCACUCAGGAUAUGUUGGACCUCGUUAGAAUGAGUCCUUUGCAAUGGGAGAUAAAAAUAAAUGACGCACUUGUGAAGGCACAGGAUGAACUGACAUGUAGUUUAGGCGAAUGCGUUAGCGUCGGGAUAGGAGUAUGUAACGCUUUGGAACACCCUUUGAGCGAUCUCACAUUGUCUAUUAAUUUUUAUCAGGAUCACCAUAAUGGGGUCAAUAAUUAUCAACUAGAAACAAGGCUAUCUAUUGCUGGUGCAAAUAAAGUUAUGCUCCCAGUAUUACAGGAAUACGGGAGAGUUUAUCACGAAUGCCGUGUAGUGUUCUUCACAACUGGACAAUACAAAAUAGAUAUUCAAUGUAGUAGUAAAGAAUCGGCCCCGAACACACCAAUACUUUGUUCGGAAUUAAUAAAUGCUGGACACACAUGGCGUUAUAUACCACCAAUAGAAAUAACUGUUGAUGAUUAUUAACAUAUGUAGCAUAAUUUAAUGCGCGGCUUUGUAACAUUUGUAAAAAAGGAAAAAAUAAAUACUUCUAUGCCUUGUUAUAAUAAUUAAAUGUGAAAAAAAAAAAGUUUAACAAUCAAUACUUUCACUUUGUUUAAUAAAGU
This is a messenger RNA of Colletes gigas, 4003 nucleotides long. It is a transcript of the gene brun, whose product is annotated as protein brunelleschi. Bases 297 to 3863 code for a protein of 1188 amino acids. The transcript has 12 exons. Gene Ontology annotation, cellular component: trans-Golgi network. The record is from RefSeq and is a predicted model, not a curated record. NCBI's taxonomy places the organism in Eukaryota, Metazoa, Arthropoda, Insecta, Hymenoptera, Colletidae.